UUCUGGACGAGCUGAGCUGAGAGGGUUUUCUGUUCGACUCUCUCUGCUCUAUGUAGAGACGUAGAGUGCGUGUCUCUGGGAAGCGCUCUCUUUUUCUUAUCUUUUUAAUUUUCGUCUGUCCUAUCGGAAACCAAGUUCCCAACUUUCUCACUCAUUUUCCGUCCAUCAAACAUGGGAUUAUCCACCAAGUUCGGCCGCCUAGAACUUCGCUCCACCUUCUUCACCGGCUCAUCGUCUUUGUUGGAUGUACAGAAGCCUGUAUUUAGACCUCAUCUGAAGCCGAAUUCGGUCUCUGUGACAGCAAAUUCCGUCUCGAGAAGUCCCAAUUUGCUCAAAGUCACUCCCUUUAACCCUCGAAGAAGAAGCUCCGGGAUAAGAGCGCAAUCGUCUACUGCUACCCUCGAAACAGCAGAGGCUGAUGCCAGAGCCGAUAUCGAAUCCCUUUUUUCUGACAAUUCUGCGGAGGAAUUUGAGAGGAACCGUAACAAGAACAAACAAUCCUCGUCGAGCAUUUCGUCUGGGGUCAAGCUCGAAAAUAUCAGCAAAAGCUACAAGGGUGUCACUUUAUUGAGAGACGUCACAUGGGAAGUUAAGAAGGGCGAGAAGGUCGGGUUAGUGGGGGUGAAUGGUGCUGGCAAAACGACCCAGUUGAGAAUCAUCACUGGACAGGAACAGCCAGAUUCGGGGAACGUAAUCAAGGCUAAACCUAAUAUGAAAAUUGCGUUUCUGAACCAAGAAUUCGAGGUGUCAUUGAGCAGGACUGUGAGGGAGGAGUUUACUAGUGCGUUCAAGGAGGAGAUGGAGAUUGCUGGGAAGUUGGAGAAAGUGCAGAAGGCCAUAGAAAGCUCUGUGGAGGACUUGGAGUUGAUGGGUAGGCUUCUGGACGAAUUUGAUUUGCUGCAGAGGAGAGCGCAGGCGGUGGACUUGGAUGAAGUUGAUGCAAAAGUCAGCAAGUUGAUGCCAGAGCUUGGAUUCACUGCUGAGGAUGCAGAUAGGCUGGUCGCAUCAUUCAGUGGUGGGUGGCAGAUGCGGAUGUCGCUUGGGAAGAUUCUGUUGCAGGAUCCUGAUUUGUUGCUUUUGGAUGAACCCACAAAUCAUCUUGACCUUGAAACAAUCGAAUGGCUUGAGGGUUACCUCACAAACCAAGAUGUGCCCAUGGUCAUCAUAUCUCAUGACAGGGCAUUUCUUGACCAGCUAUGUACGAAAAUUGUUGAAACAGAUAUGGGUGUGUCCAGGACAUUUGACGGAAACUACUCGCAGUAUAUCAUUUCAAAGGCAGCCUGGAUUGAAUCCCAGAACGCUGCAUGGGAAAAGCAGCAAAAGGAAAUCGGGCAUACAAGAGGUUUAAUAAAUAGAUUAGGUGCAGGAGCAAACUCUGGACGCGCUUCCACUGCUGAAAAGAAGCUAGAGAGGCUUCAAGAGGAGGAUCAGAUAGAGAAGCCAUUCCAACGGAAACAAAUGAAAAUUAGGUUCCCUGAGCGGGGAAGAAGUGGAAGAUCGGUAGUGAUGGUUAAAAAUCUAGAAUACGGCUAUGAGGAUAAAGUUCUAUUUAAAAAGGCAAAUCUGACAAUUGAAAGGGGAGAGAAAGUUGCCAUUAUUGGCCCAAAUGGGUGUGGAAAGAGUACUUUACUUAAGCUGAUACUGGGAUUGGAGAAGCCAAAACAAGGUGACGUUGUCCUUGGGGAGCAUAAUGUUCUACCAAAUUAUUUCGAGCAGAAUCAGGCUGAAGCUCUUGAUUUGGAUAAAACUGUGGUUGAGACAGUAGCAGAAGUUGCAGAAGACUGGAGAAUUGAUGAUAUAAAGGGACUUCUCGGACGUUGUAAUUUCAAAUCUGAUAUGCUAGAUAGGAAGGUUUCCCUCUUGAGUGGUGGUGAGAAGGCACGCCUUGCUUUUUGCAAGUUCAUGGUGAAGCCAUCUAGUCUGCUAGUUUUGGAUGAACCAACAAAUCACUUGGAUAUACCUUCAAAAGAGAUGCUCGAGGAGGCUAUAUCGGAGUACACAGGGACUGUCAUCACUGUUUCUCAUGAUCGAUACUUCAUAAAGCAAAUAGUUAAUAGGGUAGUAGAGAUCAAAGACUGCAAUUUUCAGGAUUAUUCAGGCGAUUACAAUUAUUAUCUGGAGAAGAACCUUGAUGCAAGGGAAAGAGAGCUUGAACGUGAAGCAGAACUCGAGGAAAAGGCUCCCAAAGUCAAAGCCAAAUCCAAAAUGUCAAAGGCCGAGAGGGAAGCUAUGAAGAAACAAAAAAGGCAGGCCUUUCAGACAGCUAAACAAAAAUCGAAAGGACAGAAAAAUGCAAAGAGAUGGAAUUGAGCAGUCGAAGGCUGACAAAUGCGCAACAAUGGAAUUGAGUGAUUCACCUGUAUUAUUCACUCAGGAUCAUCACUCUUUCCUAAGCCAAUUAUACUGUCUAAAUGGCUUAGGAGAUGAGUUGAGUUGAGUUGAGUUGAGUUGGCAUAUUUUGAGUCAUGAUGUACUUGAUGUAUAUAAACAGAAGACAGAUUUUAGUGUAAAAUUUCAAGGCUUUAA
Molecule: messenger RNA, 2526 nt
Organism: Tripterygium wilfordii
Lineage: Eukaryota; Viridiplantae; Streptophyta; Magnoliopsida; Celastrales; Celastraceae
Product: ABC transporter F family member 5-like
Exons: 9
Coding region: 172-2310 (712 amino acids)
Molecular function (GO): ATP hydrolysis activity; ATP binding
Source: RefSeq, a predicted model, not a curated record